Messenger RNA from Solanum tuberosum (potato), 693 nucleotides. RefSeq names its product prostatic spermine-binding protein-like. The transcript has 4 exons. The record is from RefSeq and is a predicted model, not a curated record. Bases 1 to 693 code for a protein of 230 amino acids. NCBI's taxonomy places the organism in Eukaryota, Viridiplantae, Streptophyta, Magnoliopsida, Solanales, Solanaceae.
AUGGCUAAAGUAGAAUUAAGGCUGGCUGGUGGAUCUUUGAUCUCUGCCUUAUUCGUGGCGAAAUUGAGAAUGAAAGGAUCAUGUUAUCGUCAAUGGCUUGAUACAUAUCCAGAAGUUGGUAGAGGGCGUCUUCCUAGACGUUAUGUUGAUGAGCAAGAGUUACCUUAUGCACCUGGAGUGCAAGAUCAAGGGGAAGUUUCUAAUGCCGAGUUCAGAGAGGCAAUUAGGAUGUUGAGUCAAGCUGUAACUAAUCAAAUUGGUCAGCAAAGGGGAGCUCGACAGGAAGGAGCAAACACUUCUCAGAUUCAUGAAGAGUAUGAAGAAGAUGAUGGAGGUGCUAAUGAGCACGAUCAUGAUCAAGGUGGAGGGGCAGAUGAACAGGAUCAUGAUAACGAUAAAGGUGCUAAUCAGAACGAUCAAGAUAAAGAAGAUGAAAAUGGAGGGGCAGAUGAACAUGACCAUGAUAACGAUAGAGGUGCUAAUCAGAACGAUCAAGAUAAAGAAGAUGAAGAGUAUGUAGAAGAUGGCAGAGGUGCUAAUGAGCACGAUCAUGAUCAAGGUGGAGAGGAAGAUGAACAGGAUCAUGAUAACGAUGGAGGUGCUAAUGAGCACCAUCAUGAUCAAGGUGGAGGGGCAGAUGAACUUGACAACGAUGGAGGCAUUAAUGAACAUGAUGAUAAAGAUGAAGAUUGA